This is a messenger RNA of Lodderomyces parapsilosis, 1275 nucleotides long. RefSeq names its product glucan 1,3-beta-glucosidase (gene XOG1). Gene Ontology annotation, biological process: glucan catabolic process. Gene Ontology annotation, molecular function: glucan exo-1,3-beta-glucosidase activity. The record is from RefSeq and is a predicted model, not a curated record. NCBI's taxonomy places the organism in Eukaryota, Fungi, Ascomycota, Pichiomycetes, Serinales, Debaryomycetaceae. Bases 1 to 1275 code for a protein of 424 amino acids. Gene Ontology annotation, cellular component: cell surface; extracellular region. The transcript has a single exon.
AUGAGAUCUUUUGCUUUCUUCACAUUGUUCAUUUCGUGCAUAUAUGCAUUAGCUAUUACACCACAGAAAAGAGGAGAAAGUGUACCAUGGAAUUAUGAGAAACAAAUCACGCGUGGAUUGAAUUUGGGUGGUUGGUUUGUUCUCGAGCCAUAUAUUACUCCAUCCUUGUUUGGUUCUUGGUUGUUUGGGGAUGAUGAAAACAAUAUUCCAGUCGAUGAAUACCACUUUACAAAGCAAUUGGGUAAAGAGUCUGCUAAACAGGUCUUGCAAAUGCAUUGGAACUCUUGGUAUACUGAAGCUGAUUUUGAACAGAUUAGCUAUUUGGGUAUCAACACUGUUCGUAUCCCAAUUGGAUACUGGGCUUUCCAAUUGUUGGACGAUGAUCCAUAUGUUCAAGGUCAAGUUGAAUAUUUGGACAAAGCAUUGCAAUGGGCCAGAAACCAUAAUCUUAAAGUGUGGAUUGACUUGCACGGUGCUCCAGGUUCACAAAAUGGUUUUGAUAAUUCUGGUUUAAGAGACACCUUGGACUGGCAAUCUGCUGACGGAAAUGUACAAGUUACAAAGGAUGUGUUGAACACCAUUUUUGAAAAGUAUGGGGGUGACAAUUAUGCUGAUGUUGUUAUUGGAAUUGAAUUGCUUAAUGAACCAUUGGGUCCAAGCUUGAAUGUUGAUGAGCUUAAACAAUUUUAUCAAGAUGGAUACAGUGCUUUGAGAUCUACGGGGUCCAAUAUCCCAGUUGUUAUUCAUGAUGCUUUUGAGGCUAUUGGCUACUGGGACGAUUUCUCCAUUGGUAGCAAUGCUUUUAAUGUUGUUUUGGACCACCACCAUUAUCAAGUCUUUUCUGCCAAAGAGUUGGAACGUGAUCUUGACGACCAUAUUUCAGUUGCUUGCAAUUGGGGUUGGGACACCAAGAAGGAAAGUUACUGGACUGUUGUUGGUGAGUGGUCAGCUGCUUUGACCGAUUGUGCCAAAUGGUUGAAUGGUGUUCGGAGAGGAGCACGUUAUGAGGGUCAAUACGACAACUCGCCGUAUAUUGGAUCUUGUCAACAAUACUUGCAGCUCGACAAUUGGCCAGAAGACUACAAAACCAGUGUUCGCAAGUAUAUUGAAGCACAAUUGGACGCAUUUGAGUACACUGGUGGAUGGAUCUUCUGGAACUGGAAGACCGAGGAUGCAAUCGAAUGGGAUUUCCAAAGGUUGACUGCUGCUGGUUUAUUUCCACAACCUUUGACUGACAGACAGUACCCUAACCAAUGUGGGUUCCCAGGUAACUAA